Python bivittatus (Burmese python) is the source of this 578-nucleotide messenger RNA. The record is from RefSeq and is a predicted model, not a curated record. Lineage: Eukaryota; Metazoa; Chordata; Lepidosauria; Squamata; Pythonidae.
UGGUAGAGUUUUGAAUGUAUGAAGUUUCUUUACACAUAUGUAUAUCUUCUUCUGUGCUUAUCUGUUUAGGACUAGUCCAUCAUGUAUGUAAUCUCCUAAUGGAAACCGCAGCUACAUGCUUGGAUGGUGAUGAUAAAAGCAACAUCAAGACAACCAAUAUAUUUAUUGUCUCCUUGCUCAGUAUACUGCAUCGUAUGUUGACAUGUACAGCUAACAUUGUUCGCUUAACACUACAGGCACAGAAAUCUGGCACUGGAGGGGAUACCCAAACUGCUGAAGAUCUUCUCCUUAUCAAUAAACCCCUGACUGACUUGAUUGGUUUGCUUAUUCAGCUGCUUCCAAGUGAGGAUAAUGACAUCUAUGAGAAUGCAUCACAGUGCUUGUCAUUGUUAGUUCAACUCUAUGGUGGGGACACUAUGGACAGCAUGUCACCAGAAAAUAUGGAUAGUUUUGCCGAAGUACUGCAGUGCAAAAAGGAAGUAAAAGAUCAGAAGCUUUUGUUGAGAAUCAUUAAAAGAUUGGUGAGUCAAUUACUCCUUGGCUUUUUAAAUUGUAUAUUUAGAAUGCCAAUUAACUAA